Molecule: messenger RNA, 336 nt
Organism: Fusarium venenatum
Lineage: Eukaryota; Fungi; Ascomycota; Sordariomycetes; Hypocreales; Nectriaceae
Source: RefSeq, a predicted model, not a curated record
AUGGAGCUGACUUGUCGCGAUGCCAGGGAUACCAAUAACACCACCCCAAAGGUGCCAGUACUCAUUCACGUCAAGAGCGGAUUCUUAAUCUUUCGAAGCGCUGGUGACUACAAUCACGAGAGUUGCCCACCGGUUUGCGACAGCUGUCCUGUCCAAUCCGACUGGGUUCACCGAGAAAAGGAAGCAGUCCGCCCCUCUCGGGAACGCGAGACUGCCGCUCAGCGAAUUGUGUUGGGAGAGAGGUUCUCACAACAGGUUAAAUGCGAGGCUUUCCUGGCAAUGGUGAGGGUUAUGACUGAGGCCAUGGGUUUAAUGCAUGAGGAGGAGUACGACUAG